AAAAAAUACAUGCAGCCUUGGAGUUGACAUUUUACAGUUUGGGUUUCCUGUUGUUUUGGCGGGAAAGUUAGAAGAACGCGCGCGCGCAUCUUAGCAAAAAACGUCUGACAAUUUAUUUUUUGCUUGUUUACAAAUUACGUUUUUCUAUCGCUCGAUGAUGUUUGGUGAAAGCCAUGCCUUUAAAGAAAUUUGAUUUUUUCUUCAAGCCAGACGUUCGGCUUGUAAUUCUACAAAAUACUGUUUACAAGAUCAAGAUAGUUUGCAAAAACAAAUUUGAAAGCAAACGCCUGAGUGUUCUUUGCAAGAACAAGAGUCCACAGUUAGAAAUUGAGAGAAUCAUAACAGCUGUGUUGUGCACCGAUGAACUUGAACCAGUUUAUACUGACUUGUUUAUCAUCUCUCCUAGUGCCAAGAAAUGGGAGGCUGCUGACCAGCUGCAAUUCCAAAGUAGUGGAAAACCACUUGAAAUCAGCCCAUAUGUUUAUGUGUUUAACAUAGCAAUAAAUCAAGGUGGUAAACACCGUAAGCAUCACUUGCAAGAGACUGUGAGAAUUGCACCACCAGCCUCAGUCGCGGUGCAAACAAGCCCAAAACGCAGGAUACGUUGCGGCGACAAUACAGUAGUGAACAGAGCCAAUGAAAAGGAAGACCAGGACUACCCUAAGCUGAAUGACGAGGAAAGUUCAAAGAAACGGCAUCUAGUGGAAGAGUAUGACCCCAAAAACCGUCACGACGUAGAAACUCAGUACUUGAGGGAGCAGCUUCGGUACCAGGAACUAGCGCGGCCAUCACGACCGUGUGAGGACAGUGUUAUGGACACAAGUAGCAGUUUUGACAAGAGAUCAAGGGGCUUUUUCGGGCUACUUCGAAAAUGGUUUGGGGAGGAAAAGGAUGAUCAAGAUUAAACAUACUUUCACAGUCAUUUUUCCUAAAGAAAUAAUGUGCAAAUCUCAGGAUUGUUGCACUAAUUUAAAUUAUAACAUUUGAGUCACUUGGUACAAAUUGUUAAAUAAUAGUGUAUUUGAACAAUACAGAAUGUAAUAUAAAUUUUUGAAUUAAACCAUUGCAAAAUAGAUAAAAAAA
Molecule: messenger RNA, 1083 nt
Organism: Nematostella vectensis (starlet sea anemone)
Lineage: Eukaryota; Metazoa; Cnidaria; Anthozoa; Actiniaria; Edwardsiidae
Exons: 9
Coding region: 174-905 (243 amino acids)
Biological process (GO): meiotic attachment of telomere to nuclear envelope; homologous chromosome pairing at meiosis
Cellular component (GO): nuclear inner membrane
Molecular function (GO): DNA binding
Source: RefSeq, a predicted model, not a curated record